Neolamprologus brichardi is the source of this 4798-nucleotide messenger RNA. The record is from RefSeq and is a predicted model, not a curated record. NCBI's taxonomy places the organism in Eukaryota, Metazoa, Chordata, Actinopteri, Cichliformes, Cichlidae.
UGUGUCAGAGCCAGAAAUUGCAAUCGAUGUGCACAACUGUUGCUGUUUUGUAAUUCAAGCCACACUGUUUAACUGAAAUGAGUUGAAUAAGGAUAAAUACCUUGGAGGUUUCCAGCAGCGGGCGGGGAAAAAAAGGUGCCAGUGAUGUCCAAAUCUUAGACACAGACUGAACCUUGCAUCCAUCAUGGAGAAGAAGCCAGGCAUGAUGCAGCAUCUCCGGCAAAAGAUGCUGCCACACUUCAAGCGGGGCAAGGAUCCCUUAAACAAGUUGGCUGUCCAGCUUGACCACAAUCGGAUGAGCUCCUCGGUUCCUGAUGUAAGGAACGUGAAGCAGGAUUACCCCCACGUCUCCUCCAGAGUGCCUUUUCAGCAGUACAAUAGUCCCAGUUAUAGCGAUCCUUCCACACCGCUUGACAGGCCUUCUACGGGUCCUGUAGGAGGUGGGAGGAGUGUAAACCUUAGAGCAGGUAGUGGGAGAAAAGGGAGGAGUGAAAACAGACUGAGCGUGCCUACAAACUGCACAAACCGUUCUUCUUCCCAGGAAUCAUUCAACAGGCUUUGUGGAGAAGAGACAUCUUCCCGGGAGACAUACCAACCUGGACGAGGCAUGGAGCCCGAGGAACUUGCACUACCAGAGAUGAUGACUGUUUACACUCCAGACAGUGCGGCUGUGGAUGAUUCCCUGGACAGCUCGCAGUAUGAUAACGAUUACAGCAGUCACAUAAAGGAAGGGGACCACCAAAAUUAUGAGAUGGAGAAUGAGGCUGUGAACAUGUCUGAGAGUGCCAGAGAUUCCCAGAGGUCCUACCUGCUCACCGUUAACUUAAAGGAAGGACGCAACUUGGUCAUCAGGGACCGCUGUGGUACCAGCGACCCCUACGUCAAAUUCAAAUUGGAUGGAAAAACGUUCUACAAAAGUAAAGUGGUUUAUAAAAACCUCAACCCUGUGUGGAAUGAGUCCUUCUCUUUGCCCAUUAAGGAUCUGAAUCAGAGGGUUUACAUCAAGGUGUAUGACCGUGACCUUACAACUGAUGACUUUAUGGGUGCUGCAAGUGUCCUGCUGAGUAAUCUGGAGAUGGACAAGUCAUUAGCUCUGAUUCCUCUCAUUAUUUUAUUUGUAUCCCUACUUUUGCAGCCUGGAAAGAAUUCUCAGCCUAUUAGUUUGUCAGAAGAGCUGAAGAAGAGUCAGCUGUGGACGACUGUUUUGUUGGUGACUCUGGUUGAGGGUAAGAAGCUGCCGGUGGACAGUCAGGCAGGUCAGUUCUCCGUUCUCUUCAAACUGGGAGAGCAGCGAUACAGAAGCAAGGAUCACUGCAAAGUGCCAAAUCCUCAGUGGAGAGAGAGGUUCACCUUCAAACAGUUUUUCAACAGUCCGGAAUAUCUGGAGGUGGAGCUCCGAUCCAAGGAAGGACGAAAGGCUGCGGAAACCCUGGGGAAGCGUUGCGUGAACAUGUCAAAAAUCCCUUUGGAUCAAAGGCAAUUGCUAGAAAUGGAAUAUGGGGGAGGACACGUGUGUUGCCUCCUUACGCUGACCACGUGCGGUGGCGUCUCCAUCUCCGACCUCUGUGCCCCACCACUCAGUGAACCCCAGGAACUUCAGAACCAGCUGGACAACUAUAGUUUAAAAAGGUCCCUGACAAAUCUCCGUGACGUUGGUUUCCUUCAAGUCAAAGUUAUUAAGGCUGCUGAUCUGAUGGCUGCUGAUUUAAAUGUGGCUCAUGCCAAGGCUCUGGCCAGGAACGUGAUGCGUGUUCAGACAUUGUACAGGGCAAUCAUGUCGACUCUGCAGUACAUCAAAAGCUGCUUCCAGUGGGAGAGUUUUCAGAGGAGCCUGCUAGCCUUCCUGGUGUUUUUGGUGACAGUAUGGUACUGGGAGUUUUAUAUGCUGCCCCUCUCCUUUGUUCUGCUCAUCUCGUGGAACUACCUACAGAUCCAAUCUGGACGAGUCAGCCAGGAUGAGACCAACUUGGAUUUGGCGGAUGAGGACGAAGACGAUGAGAAGGAGUCCGAGAGGAAAGGGCUCAUAGAGAAAAUCCACAUGGUCCAAGACAUCAUCCUCACCGUUCAAAACCUUCUCGACGGGAUCGCUUGUUUAGGGGAGAGGAUUAAAAACAUGUUCAACUGGACCAUGCCGUUCCUGUCAGCCUUGGCUUUGUUGGUGUUCAUCACUGCAGCAAUUAUCACAUACUUCAUCCCUAUACGCUACAUAGUUUUAAUAUGGGGUAUCAAUAAAUUCACCAAGAAAUUACGGAACCCGUACAGCAUUGACAACAAUGAAGUGCUUGAUUUCCUGUCGAGGGUGCCUUCAGAUGUGCAGAAGGUUCAGUACAGCGAGCUGAGAGGGAGCAGGAAGAAGAAAGUCUUGUAGAAUGCACUGUGGAUGGAAGACUGUAUGAAUACUGGACCCGAUGCUGCUGUGUGUGGGAUUCCCACCUAAAAACACUUUCAGAAGGAUGGAGGAACUGUCUGAGCGCUGCGGUCUCUCACUCGGAGUUGGUUUCAGGUUGUUCAGCCGGCACGAAUCCUCAUUCACUGCCUCAUUCAACCAGCACCUAAACAGCUUUCAGCCAAAGAUGUCCUUACUGAGGACUUUUCUCAGAUUACUUUAAAUAUUUACUAAUGUCUGUGCAUUCUAUGUACAGUUUACUCUUAAAGAUUAAUAAUUAGAAGCUGCUUUAAUUUAUAUUCUUUGCCUCGGGCUGUGCCAUCUGGAACUCAACUGUAAUGUUGGUUUGUAAUAUGAUGAUUAUACAUGUUUGUCCUGUACAUAUUUUAAUUUACGUAACAUACUUAAAAUCUUUUAUGCAAUUUAAGAGAAAUAAUCUUUACAGUAAAUUUCGAAUUAAACAUGUUACUUUAAAAAGGUAUAUUUUUCUGGAAGUGCAAGGUCUCUGGUUUUAAAUGUUAGUGAUGAUUUACAGGCGCAAUUAUUUUAACUUGCACCUUUUUAUAUGUUUGUAUAAAGGAAUAAUGUAAAGUUGGCCACAAAUUAUGCAUCAUAUUCCUUUAUCUUUAAGCAUAGAUAAAGUGAUAUGCUCAUAAAAUGGUGACUAAUUUUAUUUUUGCAUGAUAUAUGGGCCUAUUUUUACAUGCAAGGAUAUGUGCCUACAUUAUGUUUUUAGAUUGCUUUCAUACAUUCUAUACAGACGACUGUACUCUGUUGUUUUUACUCUUUGCUUGUUAGUGGGGUGGGGCCACUUCUGUACACACUUUAUUUAUUAUUGGCAAUCACUGAAGAAGACUUUGUGUCCUUCAUUUCUAACAGCAAUAAAUCUGCACACAAACACUUGGCGGUAUGUUAUCUGCCUCUACUCUCUCAGCUCUGUGCUGCAUCUCUUUGAAUUCAUCUGCAAGCAUCAUCUAUCCUCUCCCUGCUCCCUUGCUGCAGGAUUGUGGGCGUCUUAACAGCACCGUUUCAGAGCCCCCUCUCUUCAUUAGGCUUUCAUGAAGCAAGGCAAAGCCGUGCGAGACCUCACCGGCGCCUGGGCUCCCCGCUGCUUUGAUGGCCCUUGGGCGUCGCCACAAGCAGGAGGACCUGCCUGACCUCCUCUCAGCUGCUGUGACGAGAUGCCUGCAGCCAGCAUCCUAUCAAGCGCAGCAGCCAGACAAUCCUCUGGUACCGGGCUGCACACGGCUCAGGAGGUGGAUUUUAAAACCAGCCACAAGCAACAACAGCCUCACUAAUUUAAGGAUUGGAGAAUUGGAAUAGUUAAGAUGUUGCUGUUCCGAGUAAUACCCUGGGUUUUAUGGCUUUUAAGUCAGAGCGCGUGGGCUCUCAGUUAGCUGCCUCUUAAAUGAGAAAUGAGGAAAAUUAGAGGAAACCUGGUCUCAAAUAAUACAAGAACAAUAUUUUUGUAUACAUUUUUUUUUACAAAUCUAUUUGAGGAUUGACCUCAUUAGAAGCUUAAGAUAUCGCAUUUGAGUAUAAUUGAGUCUUGUAUUGUUUCAUUAAUAACACUUCCUGUUGACAAAUAGCUGCUCAGUGCGAUAUGCAUAUAAUACCCUGGACGGUGCUACACAAUAUAUGCAAUAAUUUGAUGAUUUGUCCAACUGUCUGAGGACAGAAGGUGUGGAGACUGUGGCAGGUGAUGACCUGUAUAUCUCUUCAUCUAGUUAUAAUGUUGAUUUGGGUAUUCAAUAUUAAUAACCUGCUGUCAAGGACACUGGAAGGACAUUUCAAUUUGACACUUAUAGGCUCAGCAUGAAUAUGUAUAGGCAGCAAAAGGCUUCAGAAUUACCAAGUAAAAUCAUGGUUCACACGUGGAGACUAAUGUGAUGUGGCACCUGCAUUAUGAUGAACCACAUACACUGUGGCCAGUAGGUCUCGAAAGGCUUGUCAUAACUCAAUAUCGGACCAGAGAACAUUCAGCUGUGCCUGUGUUUGGAUGUGUGCAGAGAGGCGCGCUGCACGUGAAGCUGUGGAUGCGCAAUAUUAUCCUUAACAGUUUUUAUUAAGUCAUUAAUAACUAAAUUCAGUAUGAACUCUGUGUGCAUGUGUGUGUGUAGGUGGGGAAAUGAUCUAAUGGGCAACAGCACUUAAAUGAUUCCCAUCACUGCACAAGACUUUUUGCUUAGCAGGAAGCUGUUUGCACCUUCACUCAGCAAGCUCGCCUGCUUGGCUUGUGUCUCAAUUCCUAUGUCAAGUCAUAUGACAUUCUAUUUUAACCUCUGGCUGCCUGUCAAAACUUUAGUAAUAUGUAUGAGUAUGUUUAUUUUUUGUUUUUUUUUAAGUAUGUUGAACGUGUUUACCUCUGCGCAGAGAUCUUAUUGGUUCCAAUAAAAACACAGCUCAGAUCAA